Acanthosepion pharaonis is the source of this 768-nucleotide messenger RNA. The record is from the annotation of a GenBank genome assembly. Lineage: Eukaryota; Metazoa; Mollusca; Cephalopoda; Sepiida; Sepiidae.
AUGUCUUUUUAUCCACCUCCAUUUCUUUUUUCUCUUCUUCAAACCCUUUUACUCCUCCGACUUCUUAUUCUGCUUCAUCUAAUCUUCCUCCUGCAUUUCUAUUUUUCUUCUAUAUUUUUUCACGUUACUGUCCUUCUUAAGCUUUUCAUGAUCCCUCUUUCCUUCUUACACUUUAACGUCCUUUUUCACCUCCUUUUCUUACUUAAUCUUAUUUUUCUCCUUCUCUUUUUUCUUCUCAUUAUUCUUCUUUCUCUCCUCAUGUUCUUUUUUUUUUACUCCUCUUCUUUUUUAAGUCUCAUUUUCUCUUCCUUUUCUCCUCUUUUAUUUUAUACCUCCAUUCGCGCUUUUCCUGAUUUUUCUUUUUCUCAUUUUCAUUCAUCACUUUCCCUCAUCCCCUUUUCCCUCAUCUUUCUUGUCUUACAUUUUUCAGUUUUCCUCGUUUUCAAUUCGUUAUCAUUAGUCCGGAUCAAUUCACUUCAACUCCAGAGACGUCAGCCAUUUCUUUCGUCAUUGUUUUUGAAAUUGUGUUCAUAUCCUUCCUCAACUUCGUUCUUUUUUUCUGUCAUUUUUUCAAUCCCCUAUUUCAUUUCUUUCUUUCUUUUUCUUUCUUACUUUCUUUCUUUUUUCUUUCUUUCUUUCUUUUUCUUUCUUUCUUUCUUUCAAACUCAAUUUCCAUUCUUUUCUUUUGCUAUUUUUCUUUCAUUUUUCUUUUUCUCUUUUUUUCUUUCUUUCUUUCUUUCUUUCUUUGCGGUGAGUAAAACUUCAUAA